This is a messenger RNA of Tigriopus californicus, 1845 nucleotides long. Its product is annotated as monocarboxylate transporter 14-like. The transcript has a single exon. The record is from RefSeq and is a predicted model, not a curated record. Gene Ontology annotation, biological process: transmembrane transport; monocarboxylic acid transport. Gene Ontology annotation, molecular function: monocarboxylic acid transmembrane transporter activity. NCBI's taxonomy places the organism in Eukaryota, Metazoa, Arthropoda, Copepoda, Harpacticoida, Harpacticidae. Bases 1 to 993 code for a protein of 330 amino acids.
AUGUUGGGUUCCAAUAUCCACCGAGAUCCAGCUCAAACAAGUAAAAAUCGAAGGGAAGAUCAAGUUGAAGGUACGAACGAUGGAGGAUACGGUUGGAUCAUCGUCAUUGUGGGCUUCUUCUGUACCCUCAUCCCUGAUGGCAUCCUUGUGGCGUUCGGUGGGUUCGUUAAUUCACUCAAGACAGAGUUCAACGUUGAUCCCUGGACCAUUGCUCUAGCACCUAGCGUGUCCAAUGGCGUGAAAUCACUCAUAGGAUUAGGCAUCACCAAUCUCAUGGAUCGCUCUGGGUUCCAAAAAGUGGCCAUGGGUGGAGGCAUACUACUCUCGGUUUCCAUGUUCAUCUGCAGCUUCUCACAGAACUUUAUUCCAUUCGUCAUAAGCUUCGGAGUCUUGGGCGGGAUUGGAACUGGGAUGGUGUGCUUGCCUUCCUCGGUUCUCAUUGGCCAUUUCUUUCGAGAGAGAAUCGCCUUGGCCACAACCAUUGCCCGCUUGGGGAGCCCCAUGGGAGGGCUUGUAUUGGCUCCUUUGGCGAAUUACUUAAUCGGCCUUGUAGGAUGGUGCAAUUCCUUUAUCGCACUAAGUGCCAUUUCUAUUGUCUGCCCUGUGCUUUGUCUUUUCUUGAGACCUCCACGUGACAAUGAGGGUGAUGCUCUUGCCAUGGAUGGUUGCCCAAGACUUAACAACAUCGACCGUCGCAAAAGCAACUUCUUGGACUUGCCCUUGACAACACUAUUGAUCAAUGAACCAGGAAGCCAAGACAAAUUAAAACAGAGAAGGCCAUCCAAUGUUUUUCUCAAUCUGGAUUCACUUUCAAAUACUUCGGUGGAUCGAUCACCAUCCGGCAUGGGAUGUACGUUGCAAGUUCCUAAUCGGGACGGAAGUAUCAGAAGAAGCGUGAAUAAACCUCGAAGAAAUUCGUUUAUCGCUGAGGAAGCGCAACAUCCGGUUUCCGACAUCAACGAAUCUCCUGAGGAUGAUCUCAAAAGGUGCUAGGAACCCAAAACUUCUAACGAAUCCCAAAUAGAUCCAAGCAAAGUGGACGAGGACAAGGUUUCCAAAUCGUCAGGCUACAGCCUCAACGAGGAUUUCAAGGAUAUUGUCAUUGACAUUAGCACCUUGCAAGUCAAAGAACCAACCCAUUGGAAAACCAUCAAGGAUGUGAUUGAAGUUCAUUUUAUCCGAGAUCCCGCUUUCUUCUUCUUUUGUCUUGCCAAUGGAUUAGGCAGCGCUUCGAGUUUCAUCCCUUUUCUUUUCCUCCAGGAUUACUUAAUGGAACAAAACCUUUCCAUGGGCUCGAGAGCCAUGAUCAUCGCUAUUAUUCAGCUUCACAAUGCUCUAGGUCGUUUGCCCUUGGGAUGGGUGGUAGAUUUGCCCUCCUCAAAUCCUUUGUUGAUCACCAUGAUUCUUUGGGGAAUGUCCGGAGUGGCUUGUCUUUGUUUUCCAUUUGAGACAUGCAUGGAACACUACGUCAUUUUGAGCGUCCUGGCGGGAAUCGGGAACACGGCUGUUUCCAUUCAAAGCGUGGUUAUACUCGACAUACAAGCCAAAGAGGCCCUUCCUCAGGCCUUUGGCAUGCUACUCUUUUGCGAAGGCAUCACCAAGGCCAUUUUUCCACCCUUAGCUGGAUGUGUGGCGGCUUAUUUUGGCGAUCCAAGGAUUACUUUCUGGUGUGGCGGAUUGGGAUUCCUGGCCACGGUCUUCUGUUGUGGAAUAUCGUACGCGAUUUUUCGGUGCAAGGAUAAGGAUAAGGAUACAGAUAGCAGGAUAGAGACUUUUCUCUGAAACUAUAUCUGAAAUUGGAUGUAUGUAUGUUCCCUUGUAAAGAAAUAAAUAGACGAGUUUUCA